CCCCCCAAAGAAAAAAAAAAUCAGCUUUGGCAGUUUUCUUUAAAAGAAGAAGCUUCGAUGGAGGCAGAAAAAAACUGGGUUUAAAGCCCAAUUCCUCCUCCUCUUCUUCUUUUUAUGCUUUCUCUCUAAGCUAAAUGCUAGGUCAAUCACGAGAAACAACCUUAUCCUGUUGAUUCUCCCACGACCUUAAUUUAACUCGUUUAGGGUUUUCACUUUUCAUCGUUUUCUUUAAAGAAAAAAAAAAAACAAAAGGGUCAAAGAAAAAGCACCGACCCUGGGUCGUUUUUGCCCUGAGAACCUGUAUUUUGCUUCCCGCGGCCCUCAAAGAUCUCGAAGAAAUCAUGAAUACUUCCAAGAAGCCAUUAUUUGCAGGUCAGGCUUUGUUUCAGUUUUAUUUCUGCUUAGAAACAGAAAAAUAUUAGCAGUAGCAGCCAUAUAUCUAGACCCAAAAUUUCUUUUCCUUUGUCUUUCCCCUCAUUUUGCCAUCAAUCUAAACCAUAUUAUCUAGUGUGAUAAAGAAGGUAAUUUUUGGUGGUGGUGGGUCAUCCUAAUGAACUUUGUGCAAGAUGAAGAUCAUGAGGAAAACGAUGAUGAAGUGACAAGAGAAAAUACGAGCAACUUCCCGUUUUCCUCUUCCUCUUCUUCUGCUACUUCAAAUAACAAAGAUACUGUUGCUCAGCAACACCAAAAGCACCUGUGGUUGGGAACCUUAGAUUCUCGAGAAGAUUACAAAGUCCAAGUGCCUGCUAUCAAAUUUGACAAGAAACUAGGGCAGAUGGACUUGUCACUUGGCAACAACAAUGAAUAUCAAUCAAAUAUUGGAAGCUGUAUAGGCGGAGAUAGUGGUAGUACUAUUAGGUGUAUUGAGAAAGAGCACAUGUUUGAUAAAGUUGUCACACCUAGCGAUGUAGGCAAGCUCAACCGCCUCGUUAUUCCAAAGCAACAUGCCGAGAAGUACUUCCCUCUCCACUCUUCAACCAAUGAGAAAGGGCUGUUGUUGAAUUUCGAGGAUCGAAACGGCAAGUCCUGGCGGUUCCGCUACUCGUAUUGGAAUAGUAGCCAGAGUUAUGUGAUGACCAAAGGGUGGAGCCGUUUCGUCAAGGAAAAAAAGCUUGAUGCUGGUGAUACCGUCUCCUUUCAGCGGGGCGUUGGGGAGUCGGGAAAACACCGCUUAUACAUCGAUUGGAGGCGCAGGCCUAAUGCACCCGAUCCAACAACGCUUGCACAUAUACAGCUCCAAAGUCAGUUCAACUUUCCUCACUCUGUCCGGUGGGGUAGCCUCUACUCCAUGCCUCAACCCAUGUGCGUGCCUCGGAACUAUGAGCCUUUGCAUCGCUUGAACUACAGCAUAUAUCCUAACACUCAUCGCCAGCGUCAGGCAAUUACUUAUGGCAAUGCGGGGCAGUAUUAUCCAAGGUCAUCAUCUGGGUCACAUCAUCAUCAAAUUGGAGCAGUGCAAGCAGGAGGAGCGGAGCCUAUGGUGAUUGAUUCGGUGCCGGUUGUUCAGGGUAAUAAAACUGUAGCUAAAAGGCUAAGGUUGUUUGGUGUGAACCUGGAGUGUCCUAAUACUACACAAGCUGAAUCUUCCUCCGGUUUUCCUCAUGGCACAAUAGGUUCAGAUGACUCUCCUCAUUUCUCUUCGUUUUCUCGACAAUCAACAUUGUCCAAUAAUAAUACUUUGCGACAGUCCGGAAUGCAAGCUGAAUAUUCAAAGAAAGGAAAAUCUUCCUUGUCCAUUGAUUUGGAUCUCUGAUGAAGAGAAGAUACAGUGAAGGGUUGCAUUUCCUCUUCUUUUUGUUUGCCUUAUCAGCAACAUUGCCACAUGCGCUGGAUUUAGGAAAGAGGCCUGAAUGAUAUUAAUGAAGAUCAGUCUUUAGCAGCCAUCCUAGUUUUUUUUUUUACAUAUUGUUUUAAUCCAUUACUUUGUUGAGGUUUGGAUCUAUGAGGAGCUAAAGCUGAAAGAAGUUGCAACAUAAUUGAAAAUCGUGUAUAAUACAUAUACAGUUAUAUCAGCAUAUUACCAACUUGUUUAUCAGAAAAAUCAUAUUUUUCUUUA
Gossypium raimondii (Peruvian cotton) is the source of this 2056-nucleotide messenger RNA. Its product is annotated as B3 domain-containing transcription factor NGA1. The coding region runs from base 551 to 1753 and encodes 400 amino acids. Gene Ontology annotation, molecular function: DNA binding; DNA-binding transcription factor activity. NCBI's taxonomy places the organism in Eukaryota, Viridiplantae, Streptophyta, Magnoliopsida, Malvales, Malvaceae. The record is from RefSeq and is a predicted model, not a curated record. The transcript has a single exon.